Molecule: messenger RNA, 1656 nt
Organism: Anopheles marshallii
Lineage: Eukaryota; Metazoa; Arthropoda; Insecta; Diptera; Culicidae
Product: glucose dehydrogenase [FAD, quinone]-like
Exons: 1
Coding region: 1-1656 (551 amino acids)
Molecular function (GO): ecdysone oxidase activity; flavin adenine dinucleotide binding
Source: RefSeq, a predicted model, not a curated record
AUGGUUUUAAUACGGUUUAGUCAUCACCACACACACAUAAAUCGCUUCUUGCAGAUACCGGAGACAUUCUUCACCAUACAGAAAACCGAUGCCGACUGGGAAAAUUACGCCGAGCGCACGCCACUUGCUAGCAAAGGCUCGAAAGAUGGUUCUUUCUGGCCAAGAGGUCGAACACUCGGCGGAUGUGGGGCCAUCAAUGCGAUGCUGUACGUGCGCGGCAACUCGCGCGAUUACGAUGAUUGGGCAGAGCUCGGCAAUCCAAACUGGGGCUGGAGCGACGUUCUGCCUUACUUCAAGAAAAGUGAAGACAACCACGACCCAGAGCUGUUGCGUCGCGAUGGUGGCAAAUAUCACGCCAGCGGUGGUUACCUCAAAGUUGGCAACUUCCCGGUGAAUCACCCACUGUCGGAAGUAAUGCUGGAUGCGUUCAAAGACGCUGGGUUUGAGAGCAACGCCGACAACAACGGCGAACGUCAGGUUGGGUUUGGUCGGGCACAGGGUACCAUCAUCAACGGCACCCGUUGUAGCCCGGCGAAGGCUUUCCUGGUGCCGGUGAAGGAUCGUCCAAAUUUGCACGUCAUUAAACACGCCGUCGUCGUCACGGUGGAGCGCGAUCCUUCGACGGAACGCUUCAAGUACGUGAACUUUAUGAUCGAUAACAAGGUGCUGAAGGUGGCGCAUGCCCGCAAGGAGAUUAUCCUAGCAGCAGGCGCGAUCAAUACGCCCCAUAUUUUGCAACGGUCCGGCAUUGGUCCGAGUGCGCUGCUAAACAAGGUGAACAUUCCAUUGGUAGCCGAUCUACCGGUAGGAGAAAAUCUACAGGACCAUCUGUUCGUGCCACUUCUGUUCAAGUUCCACAAAUCUACUGCUGAAAACUACAACAUUCAGCAGGAAAUGGCCAAAAAUCUAUUCCAGUACAUUAUGACACGUACGGGACCGAUGGCUGGCCAUGGUGUGACGAGUGUGAUCGGAUUCGUCAACACGCUCGACACUGCCAGCCCGUUCGCGGACAUUGAGUAUCAUUUCUUCCAGUUCGAAAAGGGCUCCGGAAAGUCGGUUCUGUUUUGCAACAAGGUUGGUUACAGCGAGGAGAUCUCGCAGUCCAUGCUGGAGGCUGCUACGGAGGCCGAUGUGGUGAUGGCCAUCGUGGUGCUGCUAAAUCCGAAAUCGAAAGGACGCGUCACGCUUGCCACCGAAAGCUUUAGCGAGUUUAACCCUCCGCGCAUCGAGAGCGGCUACCUCGAGGAACAGGAAGAUGUGGAGGCAGUCCUACGCGGCAUUCGCUAUAUCAAUAAGAUUGUCGAUACGCCAACUUUCGGCGAGCACGAGGGUGAACUCCAUAGAAUGAAGCUGUCGGAAUGUGACCAGCGGACGUACGACAGUGACGCUUACUGGGAGUGUUACGCGCGGCAAUUGACACUUACCCUGUACCAUCCGGUUGGCACGGCAAAGAUGGGCCCGGACAGUGACAAAGACGCCGUCGUGGACGCUAGGCUGCGCGUGAAGGGCACCAAAGGAUUGCGCGUGGUGGAUGGUAGCAUUAUGCCGAAGAUAGUGUCGGGAAAUACGAACGCUCCUAUUAUGAUGAUCGGCGAAAAGGCGUCCGACAUGAUUAAAGAAGACUGGGGCGAGGGACCAAAGCAUACUGAGCUUUAA